AUGGUCGAGUUGUCCGAUUUCCUUGGCGUGUUCUCCAUCCUCUGCUGGGUCGUUGUCAUUGCCCCCCAAGUGGUCGUCAACUACCGCCGCAAAUCCGGCGAGGGCGUGUCGGAGAUCCUGCUAUUCAUGUGGCUGCUUGCCGACUUGUUCUCGCUCGUGGGAUCCGUCCUCAACAAUCUCUUCUACACCGUCAUCCUGCUGGCCAUCUACCACCUCGUCACGGACUCGAUCCUGACCUUCCAGCUGUUCUUCUACCGGUACCGCAACCGACGCCUGAACCCUGCUCAGAACGGGCUCGCCGCCUCGGACCUCGAAAAGUCCAAGCCCGAUACCUCGUCGUCUGCGCUCGUGGACCAUGAGGUCGAGGGCUCGGAAGAACACUCGGACCCCAAGACCAGCGACUCGGACCUCGUCGAAGAGCCCCGCGCUGCCUCCGGCAUGCCCACCCGGAUGCUGGUCUGGACGGGCCUUCUGGCCCUCAACUUUGCCAUGCAUUCGUAUUCCGCCCAGAGCAGCCUGUCGGCAUCCUCGGGCUUCUCGGGUCGAGUCUUUGCGGUCGAUGCGGACACGAGUGCCAGCUCGGUCUCCGGGCCCACCUGGCAAAGCAUUGUGGCCGAUGUCACGGGCUACAUAUCGGCAGCUCUCUAUCUCCUCUCCCGUGUUCCUCAAAUCGUCAAAAACUACCGAAACAAGUCAUGCCAGGGACUAUCGAUCCUCAUGUUUGUCUUCUCCGUCCUCGGCAACGGCACCUAUGGCGCCUCCAUCAUUUGCUACUCGACCGAGUCGUCCUAUCUCAUCAAAAAUGCCCCCUGGAUCCUCGGCGCAAUCGCCACCCUCCUGCUGGACUUUGUCAUCUUUGCCCAGUUCUACAUCUAUCGCGCCAGCCCCAGUGCCUAGGCAGCGAUCCCAGUCGCUGUCCUUGUCCUGGUCUGGUCCUGGUCUGGUCCUGGCCAUCCGAAUUGCGCCGCCGGCAUAGUCUCGCCGUGGCAGUAAUACGACCUGCCCAAAGCGUUUGCCGGCCCAGGCCAUCGUCCUCCCCGAUGCACUCGGCUCUCAGUGCCACGACCGCGAUGGAGCCUGCAUACCCGAAACACCCUCCUCUGGCAUGUUUGCUC
Polychytrium aggregatum is the source of this 1115-nucleotide messenger RNA. RefSeq names its product PQ loop repeat-domain-containing protein. Gene Ontology annotation, biological process: basic amino acid transmembrane export from vacuole. Gene Ontology annotation, cellular component: fungal-type vacuole membrane. NCBI's taxonomy places the organism in Eukaryota, Fungi, Chytridiomycota, Chytridiomycetes, Polychytriales. The coding region runs from base 1 to 897 and encodes 298 amino acids. The transcript has 3 exons. The record is from RefSeq and is a predicted model, not a curated record.